CACAUGUGACCUAGCUGAAGAAAAUGGCUGCCGAAAAGAUGGCCGCCUUCAACUGGUCCCAUCUUGUGAAUCCAGCAGCCAGGAUGACCGACCGUAUGGACAAUUCCAUCAUCCAGUACAUCGGCUGGAACGUGGAAGUGGAGGACCUGAUCCACAUCCCGAAGCAUUGGCGACAGUAUCCGGCGCCAGACAAGUCUCUUCAUCUGCUCCUAGGCAUGAUCUACAUCUUCCUGUGCGUUGCUGCCUUCGUUGGUAACGGCCUGGUCCUCUGGAUUUUCUCCUCGGCGAGAAGCCUCAGGACGGCCUCCAACAUCUUCGUGGUGAACCUGGCCUUCUGCGAUUUGAUCAUCUUCCUGAUGAUGCCCAUCUUCGUGUACAACUCGUUCGGCCAGGGCUUCUCUGCAGGCUGGUUGGCCUGCCAGGUGUACGCGAUGAUCGGCUCCUUUUCGGGCAUCGGGGCCGGAAUGACCAACGCUUGCAUCGCCUAUGACAGGUACAUGAUCAUAACCAGACCGUUCGAAGGAAAAAUGAGUCGGACGAAAGCCAUCAUCAUGAUACUGUUCGUGUGGACAUACGCAACACCAUGGGCUGUCUUACCGAUGCUGGAAAUCUGGGGAAAAUUUAUGCCGGAGGGAUACUUGACAGCUUGCUCCUUCGACUAUCUCACCACAUCGUACGACAACAAGCUCUUCGUAGGAUCGAUAUUCACGUUUUCUUACGUGAUACCCAUGAGUUUCAUCCUGUACUUUUACAGCCAGAUCGUCAGCAAGGUUUUCUCGCACGAGAAGUCUUUGAGAGAUCAGGCGAAAAAGAUGAACGUCGACUCGCUGCGCGCCAACCAACAACAGAAGAGCGAAACGGCCGAACUGCGCAUCGCCAAGGCCGCCCUGACCGUCUGCUUCAUGUUCGUGAUGUCUUGGACGCCGUACGCCGUCCUCGCCCUCACCGGCGCCUUUGGUGACCAAUCGCUGCUGACGCCCGGCGUCGCGAUGGUGCCGGCGCUCACCUGCAAGCUGGUGUCCUGCAUCGACCCCUACAUCUACGCCAUCAGCCAUCCCAAGUACAGAAUCGAGCUCCAAAGGCGACUUCCUUGGUUGUCUCUGAACGAACCCAACGACACACAGUCCACGGUGACAGAGUCUUCAGCACCGUUAUCGGCUUUAUCUACGACUAUGACAUAAGGAAUCUGACCAUGUGCUCUCUCUCAAUCCAGAAUGAACGAUUCUCGACCGAAACGACACGGACCUGCUAUUUCUAUCGGUA
Molecule: messenger RNA, 1263 nt
Organism: Phaedon cochleariae (mustard beetle)
Lineage: Eukaryota; Metazoa; Arthropoda; Insecta; Coleoptera; Chrysomelidae
Source: the annotation of a GenBank genome assembly